This is a messenger RNA of Suillus clintonianus, 699 nucleotides long. RefSeq lists its product as uncharacterized. NCBI's taxonomy places the organism in Eukaryota, Fungi, Basidiomycota, Agaricomycetes, Boletales, Suillaceae. The transcript is spliced from 2 exons. The coding region runs from base 1 to 699 and encodes 232 amino acids. The record is from RefSeq and is a predicted model, not a curated record.
AUGCUGUCUGAUGUACUGGACAAUGACCUCAUUUGGAGUUCCUCGAUGCUACAUGUCAGUGAUCUGUACACCCGCACCUUGUACUUGGAUGCUUUAGUAGCAGCAGAUGCUGUUUUUAUGAUUAGCACAGAUUUGUGGGUAUUGCAGGAUUGGGAUGGUGAUGAGGAAGUUCUGCAGCUGGGAUCUUACUUUCAUGUGGUCUACCUACCUCGGAGUGAUGACGAGUAUGGGGUUGCGUGUAUGUGUCCACUCUGGAAGGCUGCUCAUGCCUGUAUCCAUCAGGACACCCUGUGUUCCUUCAUCGACACCUUGCGCUGCCUCCCACUCAUUGCUCCGUUCCCUGCCCCUCCUGCAGUUUUACUACAGUCGACGCCCUUCAACAACAAGUACAUUUUCUCGUGUGCAUCGGCUGUGGGUCGCUACGAGUCUGGGAAACAUGUUGUCAUUACAUUGCAGCAGGAUGGCCGUUGGCAUUGCCAUUUGUGCUGCUACUCAGAUGCUUGCAAACACAAGCCACAUGCAAAAGCUUUUGCAUUGGCGGCUGGACUUAUGACAAACACGCAGGAUGGUCACCAAAUGGGUGCGGUGGAUUAUGUAGUUGGUGAUGAGGAGAGUGCCAUCCUUGUUCAUGCGGCACAAUACGGAGUUAACAUGGCAAACCAUCGGGCUAUCUCGUAUCUCCCUAUUCCUCCUCUGUGA